Molecule: messenger RNA, 3034 nt
Organism: Paramecium pentaurelia
Lineage: Eukaryota; Ciliophora; Oligohymenophorea; Peniculida; Parameciidae
Source: the annotation of a GenBank genome assembly
AUGUUAAUCAAUCGCUGUUAUUAUCCUGAAACUCGUAAAGCAAUCGAUCAUUACAGUUAUGCUCUAAAUGAAGAAAUAGGAAGAGGGUUUAGUAGCAAAGUUUAUAGAGGAAGAGAUGAAAAUAAUUAAAUGACAGUGGCUGUUAAAGUAUGAUAUAAAUUUGUAAGUCAAGGUAAUUGAUAUGAAGAUGGUUAAACAGAGCAUUCAUGCCACUUUACUGAAGAAUGAAAUAAAUGCUCUGAAAUCAUUUAACUCAAAGAACAUACUAAAAUUGUAUGAUGUUUUCUAAACACAGAAUAAUACAUACAUCAUAACAGAGUAUUGCGAUUCUGGAGAUCUAAGUGGUGUAAUAAAAAAAAGAGGAAGAAUUGAUGAGCCUGAAGUAUUGCGAAUCAUGAAUGAAAUUAUAACAGGAUUACUUGAGAUCAAUCAAAAAGGAUAUAUUCAUAGAGACAUUAAACCAGCAAAUAUUUUAAUAGAGAAACAGACACCAAAAAUAGCAGAUUUUGGUUUUGCUGUCUAAAUAAACAGUAUGGAAGUCAAACAAUAAGGCAGACAUUAUAAUGUUGGAACUCCUUUAUAUAUGUCUCCAUAAGCAUUAAGAUAAUAAGGUCAUACAGAAAAAGGAGAUGUAUGGGCUAUGGGUGUUAUGUUCUUUGAAAUGCUAUUUGGACAAACACCAUUUACAGCACAGACAGAAUAAGGAUUGUUAACAGCUAUUUUGCAUCAUCAUCUUGCCAUUCCUUCACAUCCUUAAAUAUCUGAUGCUUCCAAAGAUUUCAUCCGUAGAUGUCUUUGCAUUGAUGAAAAUCAAAGAAUGAGAGUCAAAGAUAUGGCAACUCAUCCAAUUUAUUCACAAUACUCUCAACCCAUUUAUAAACCCAUUCCCUUAUAAACUCAAUAAUCAUCUAAUAUUCCAACACCUGCAACUAGAACACCUAUUAUUAAUAAGGAUAGAUCAUAAAGUUAGGGAAUAAGAGAUUUUUAAUCUAGACCUAAGUGUCAAGUAUUUAAGUAUUUUAUAUUAGACUCAAAUUCAAAAUGAUAGUAAAGUAAGUAAAAGAUGUCCUUCAGAAAUGUAUCAUCUACCUCAUCCACCUACUACUGUUAUUGAACCUCCUAUUUCUGAUCCUAUGAGAUCUAAAAGUUAAAAGCAAAUUACAGAAUCACGAAAAACAAUUACUCAAGAAAAUUAGUUUGAAAAAAGAAGUUUUAAGAAAAAUAAUACUGUACUUUAAGAGUAAAAUAUUUAAUUUAUAAUUAUUAGACGAUCUCUUAAUGUACAAACUUAACCAUCUUAAAAUACAACUCCAGUUUAAUCACCAAUUAAAUUUAAAUCAAAUAAUGACAUUUUAUUUGCCUAAAUUAAUUAUUGUAGAUUUCUAUACAAAUUCUCUUAAUAAAUUAUUAAUUCAAGGUAAUUAACUUUAUCCAAUGGUUUAAAAGAGAAAUUAUUAUUCUUAAUGGCAAAGAACAUAGCCAUGAAAAUUUCUAAACUUCAUACUAUUAUUGAUAAGGAAAAUUCUAAAGAUAACACCUUCUAACUAGAAGAUUUCGAUGUAUAUAGAAAGGCUGAAUCAUUCUAAAAGUUUAGUUAAGCUAUUGCUGAAUAUAAUGAAAACUAUAAACGAUACUUUGAAAAGACUUAUUAAAUGAUAGUUAACAAAAGUAAUAUCUUAUGUAAUUUUAUAAAGGUCUUCCUCAAGAUAAGAAAUUUGAAGCUUUAUUUGAUAAAGAUUUAAGUGAAUUUGAAAGCUUCUAUUUCAUAACACAAUCCUAUUUAAGGUAAGCAUUGUAAGAAUUGAAAAAUGAACUUCCAAAUUCUAGUUCUGAUCUAGAUGCUUUCUUACCAGAAGAAGUAUACAUUUAUAUAUAAUUUCUAGUAUAAUUUUAGUUAUUUUGUGGGUCAGUAAUUAUGCAAUUAUUUACUUAUCUGUCAUUGUACUCUCUAAAAUAUGAAUGAUUAUAAGAAAUUCUCAAAAAUGCUAAAAAUUGAUUAGAUGGUUGAUUAGAAAUAAAAUAGAUGUACAUACAGAUAAGUAGAUGAACUAAGAAGUAAAAUUUAAGAAUUAGUUUCUAAGUGAUUUUGAUUUGUAAAUUUUAUAUUACAUUUUUAUAUUUAAUUAAUGAAAUAGUAAUAAGGAGCUGUUGUUGUUUUACCUAAAUAUUAUGCCACAUUCAAUCAGACUCAACCACCAUCUUAUUGGGAUUAUGAGAAUGCUAAAAUUGAAUAUGGGUAUAAUUUUAUACAUAUAUUUCAGAUCAGAAGAGCCUUAUGAGGCAAUUUGUAAAAUUGGAAGAGGCAAAUAUUCCGAAGUCUUUGAAGGUGUCGAUAAUAGGAAUGGAAUGAAAGUAGUUCUUAAAGUGCUUAAACCUGUUAAAAAAAGAAAAAUACGCAGAGAAAUUCGCAUUCUUUAAGUUUUAAAAGGAGGCAUUAAUAUUAUUGAUCUUAAUGAUGUUGUCAGAGAUGAUAAUUUAAAAAUCCCUACUUUAGUAAAGAAUCAACUUAAUAUAGGUAUUUCCUUAUAUGGAGAAUACAGAUUUUAGGAGUAUGUUCCCUAAAUUAACUGAUAAUGAUGUUAAGCAUUAUUUAUUUGAAUUGUUAAAAGUAAACUAAAACUUAAAAUAGGCUUUAGAUUAUGCUCAUUAAAGAGGUAUAUUUCAUAGAGAUGUUAAACCAUAAAAUAUUAUUGUUGAUCCAAAAACUAGAACCUUGAAACUUAUAGAUUGGGGAUUGGCAGAAUUUUAUCAUCCUUCUCAAGAUUAUAAUGUUAGAGUAGCCUCACGAUAUUUUAAAGGCCCUGAAUUAUUAGUGGAUUAUUAAUUUUAUGAUUAUUCUUUAGAUAUAUGGAGUACUGGUGCAAUGUUUGCAUCUAUGGUACAUUUAUAUAUAUAGAUUUUGUUAGAUUUUUAAAAAAGAACCUUUCUUUUAAGGAAAUGAUAAUUAUGAUCAAUUAGUAAAGAUUGCUAAGGUUUUAGGAACAGAUGGAUUAAAAUAAUAUAUAAAAAAAUACAAUAUUAAAUUGGAUAAUGC